Molecule: messenger RNA, 2333 nt
Organism: Marchantia polymorpha subsp. ruderalis
Lineage: Eukaryota; Viridiplantae; Streptophyta; Marchantiopsida; Marchantiales; Marchantiaceae
Source: the annotation of a GenBank genome assembly
AAUGGAGGGAGGCGCCUCUCGAAAGCCUGGGCUGGGACCGGUUGGUGCAGCUUCCUGAACAUGACUGUCUCGUCCGGUUGGUGCAUUUGGACGCUUCUCCACUUUGCAUGAAUCCCCUCGCCUACAUCUUCUCGGACCGCAGCAGAAACGAGGGCAGCGCAAGCAAACGAGGUCCCAAUCCAAGGACAGAGGAAGCGCAAGCGAGGCCGACGGAGAGCCUGCUGCCAAGGCACGGAAGAAGGGAGCAAGGCCGCGAGAGCAGCGAGCGAGCGAGCUUGUCAUCCUGCCUGCGAGUUUGAAACCAUCAUCCUGCAAUCAAUCAAUCGUCCGCUGUGCUUGUUCUCUCCCCAUAAACCCGAUUGCAAGUGAGCGAGGGUGGCACUCCGCGCUCUAGAGGAUCUGGUCGCUGAGAAAGCGCUUUUCAAGAGGUUCAGCGGCAGAGCGGGUCGCAGCGUUGAUCCUGAUCUGUGUGACAAUAUCAUGGCCGGUAAAGGGGUGUUCAAAGAUCUGCUUGAUGGGGAUGUCUACAAGUACUAUGCUGAUGGAGAGUGGAAGCGGUCCUCCUCGGGCGCCUCCGUCAACAUUUUGAACCCUUCUACCCGGAAGGUUCAGUACAAGGUUCAAGCAUGUACUCAAGAAGAGGUGAACAAGAUUAUGGACAGCGCAAAAGCAGCUCAAAAACUGUGGGCCAAAACUCCUCUGUGGAAGAGGGCCGAGGCUCUGCACAGAGCAGCUGCUAUUCUGAAGGAAAACAAAGUACCUAUCGCGGAAUCACUCGUUAAAGAGGUCGCCAAGCCUCAAAAGGAUGCUAUUACAGAGGUGGUACGUUCAGGGGAUCUCAUUUCGUAUACAGCUGAAGAGGGUAUUAGGAUCCUCGUGGAAGGUAAAUUCUUGGUGUCAGACAGUUUCCCAGGAAAUGAUCGCAACAAGCUCUGCAUGUCGUCAAAGAUUCCUCUCGGAGUGAUUCUCGCAAUCCCACCAUUCAACUACCCUGUGAAUCUUGCCGUCUCCAAAAUUGGACCUGCACUCAUCGCAGGAAAUGCCCUCGUGUUGAAGCCUCCAACUCAGGGAGCUGUUUCGUGUCUACACAUGGUGCACUGUUUCCACUUAGCUGGAUUCCCGAAGGGUUUGAUCAGUGCGGUUACAGGGAAAGGUUCUGAAAUUGGAGAUUUCCUCACGAUGCAUCCCACCGUGAACUGUAUCAGUUUCACCGGUGGAGAUACCGGUAUUGCUAUUGCAAGAAAAGCCAGUAUGAUUCCUCUUCAGAUGGAACUGGGAGGCAAAGACGCAUGUAUCGUCCUCGAGGAUGCCGAUCUUGAUUUGGCUGCUACCAAUAUCGUUAAGGGUGGUUACUCUUACAGUGGACAGCGAUGUACCGCGGUGAAAGUUGUUCUGGCAUUCGAGUCCAUUGCCGAUAUGCUGGUUGCUAAAGUGAAUCAGAAGAUUGCGAAGUUGACAAUUGGACCACCAGAGGAGGACUGUGAUAUCACACCUGUCGUCAGUGAGUCGUCUGCGAAUUUCAUUGAAGGACUCGUGAAGGAUGCUAGGGAGAAAGGUGCAAAGUUCCACCAGGAAUGGAAGAGAGACGGCAACUUGAUAUGGCCUGUCCUUAUUGACCACGUGAGACCUGACAUGAGAAUUGCAUGGGAAGAGCCUUUCGGUCCAGUACUGCCAGUCAUCAGGAUAAAGACGGUCGAGGAGGGUAUCCACCAUUGCAACGCAAACAACUUCGGCCUCCAGGGAUGUGUCUUCACUAAAGAUAUCAACAAGGCCAUCAUGAUUGCGGACGCUAUGGAGACCGGAACAGUUCAAAUCAAUUCUGCCCCCGCUCGUGGCCCCGAUCACUUCCCCUUCCAGGGUCUUCGUGACAGUGGAAUUGGCUCACAAGGUAUCACCAACAGCAUCAACAUGAUGACGAAGACCAAGAGCACCGUAAUUAACUUGCCCGGAUCAUCUUACCAAAUGGGAUAGACGAAGAAGAAGAGCAAUGCAAUGUGAGUUCAGUUCAGCAUAAUUCAAAGUCUUUAGCAAUCCUGAGACUGCUGAAGGUGCGGCUGAGGAGCUAUGGCAGGAGUCCUUGCAAAGAUAAAGUCAUGGUCAUAAGUGCUAUGCAGCCAGUCUCCUACCUUGAGCCAUCAUCAGUUAGCCCGCAAUAGUGUACAUGAAUUUAGCGGCAGCCUAUUGGAUGAGCAAGAAAUAACUCUUGUUACAUCCAGUAUGUAUACAAAAGAGAUCAGGUGGAUAAAAGCAGAGGGAGUACUGCACUCAUGCAUAAUGUUUAGUCAAUGCAAUGAAAAAUGUGUUACGUAUCCUGUUAACCUUUUCUUUGUGCC